AUGAAUUUCCUCAAAUCGGCAGUGGCGUCCGCCAUUGCCCAGGGACCGCCGUUCCCUUACACCUUUGGCGAUCGGGUUGACGCCGAUGCCUCCAUCUGGACGCUCUACAAUGGCACGCGCCGUGAAGAUGGCAGCAACUGCAGCAUCUUUGCCUUUGAGAUCAAUCCCUCGACCAAAUCCCGACUCCCGCUUGCCAAGAACGCGCUCAAGAAGCUGCGCACCAUGCGCCACCCCGGCGUCAUCAAGAUCCUGGACACGGUCGAGACAGAGACAUAUAUCUACAUGGCGACGGAGCGCGUCGUCCCGCUACGGUGGCACGUCAAGAGAAAGAGUUUGAGCCAGGAGACCAUCAAGUGGGGAUUGUACAGCAUCGCGCGUACUGUCAAGUUCAUCAACGACGAGGGCGCCAGCAUACACGGCAACCUCAAAGUCGCAAGCGUCUACACCUCCGAGAGCGGCGAGUGGAAGCUCGGCGGCUUCGAUGUCCUCAGUAACGUCAAGGACGACGAUGCCGUCAUCUACACAUUCGGCAGUCUGGUGCCUGACAAUGGUCGGUAUACGCCGCCCGAGCUGGCGCGCAACGGCUGGGAUGCCAUCAAGAGGAGCCCGCACUCGGCCGUCGAUUCAUACAUGUUUGGCGCAUUCAUCUCCGAAACUUUCAAUGGUGAUUUUCUGGGAUCGGACCAAGCAGGCCAGACAAAAGGCAUCCCUCCUACCAUGCACACGAGUUACAAGAGGCUAGUCAACGCAAACCCCAAGGCAAGGAUAACAGUGGGCGCGUUCCUGGAGAUGGGGAAACGCACAGGGGCAUUCUUUGACUCACCGCUCAUCAAGUUGACAGAGGGCGUGGAUAACCUCGGGAUGAAAUCUGAGGAGGAGAGGGAACAAUUCUUGGACGAUCUCGACUCGCUGUCCGACGACUUUCCAGAAGACUUUUUCAAGAUGAAGGUUUUGCCAGAGCUGCUCAAGUCUGUGGAAUUCGGUGGAGGAGGACCGAAGGCUUUUGGGGUAGUCAUGAAGAUUGCCACAAAACUCUCCAGCGACGACUUUGAGGCCAAGGUGCAGCCUGUGGUCAUCAGGCUCUUUGGAAACCCCGACAGAGCCAUUCGAGUCUGCUUGUUGGACAAUCUACCAGUCAUGAUUGAUAGACUGCCCCAAAGAGUGGUCAAUGACAAGAUCUUCCCCAAUAUUGUAACUGGCUUUACAGAUAUGGCGCCAGUCGUCCGGGAACAGACCCUCAAGUCGGUAUUGGUCAUUAUUGGCAAGCUUUCAGACAGAGUCAUUAAUGGCGAGCUGCUCAAGUACCUUGCCAAAACGGCAAAUGACGAGCAACCUGGCAUCAGAACCAACACUACCAUUUGCCUUGGAAAGAUUGCCAAGAACCUCGGAACUUCAACCAGGAGCAAAGUCCUCAUUGCCGCAUUUACGCGCUCACUACGCGAUCCAUUCGUACAUGCCCGCAACGCUUCUCUCAUGGCCUUGGCAGCCACUUCGGAGCACUUUACCGAAGAGGAUUGCGCUUCAAAGGUCAUGCCAGCCAUUUGCCCUUCCCUGAUCGACAAGGAGAAGAUGAUUCGGGACCAAGCGCUCAAGACACUUGAUGUAUACAUGAACAAGAUCAAGAAAGCCGCCGCAAGCAUGCCCGACACGGUUUUGCCUCCGCAGCCUGCCAGCGAGGGUGCUGGUCCUCGCAUGAGCACGCCUCAAGCGAGCGAGGCUUCUUCGUGGACUGGUUGGGCCAUUUCGUCCUUUACUAACAAAUUAUCGACUGCCGCUGGAGAGAUUGAGCCGUCGGCAAGUAACGGCACCAACACUCCCACCGCCAGAGUCACUUCCCCGACUCCUGGAGCAAACCGCCUCGUACCAUCCACUUCCUCGGCAUCCACCCUACAUCGACAGGCAGUCUCGCCACGCCCCUCGACAUCGCUAUCUCGUACCUCCUCGACAUCAAAUGCGGAAGCCUACUUCAAGGAUCCGGAGCCUGUUGACGAAGAUACCGGGGACGCAUGGGGUGAUAUGGGCGACAUGGACGACGGUGAUGCCUGGGGAGACGACACAGCGGAUACAACACCUGCCUCGUUUACUGCGGCCGCAUCAAAGCCUGUCAAGAAGGACGUGUCAUCGCCUGCACCCUUUGAUGAUGGAUCGGAGCCUGAUUUCGCCGGAUGGCUGGCUGCCCAGGCAAACAAGAAGACGGGCGCAAAGGCUUUGCCAAAGGGCUUGACCAAGGCAAACAGCACAGGCACGGUCAAGAAAGUUAGCAGCGUUGCAAGCAGCAAACCAAAGCCCGUCGUAGCCAAGAAGCUCGAUAUGAAGCCCAAGGAAACAGAGGACGAUGACGGAUGGGGCGACGGCUGGUAG
Molecule: messenger RNA, 2361 nt
Organism: Pestalotiopsis fici W106-1
Lineage: Eukaryota; Fungi; Ascomycota; Sordariomycetes; Amphisphaeriales; Sporocadaceae
Exons: 2
Coding region: 1-2361 (786 amino acids)
Biological process (GO): tRNA export from nucleus; protein phosphorylation
Cellular component (GO): cytoplasm
Molecular function (GO): protein kinase activity; ATP binding
Source: RefSeq, a predicted model, not a curated record